Messenger RNA from Phascolarctos cinereus (koala), 3457 nucleotides. RefSeq names its product scinderin (gene SCIN). Gene Ontology annotation, biological process: cell projection assembly; actin filament severing; actin polymerization or depolymerization. NCBI's taxonomy places the organism in Eukaryota, Metazoa, Chordata, Mammalia, Diprotodontia, Phascolarctidae. The record is from RefSeq and is a predicted model, not a curated record. Gene Ontology annotation, cellular component: actin cytoskeleton; cytoplasm. Gene Ontology annotation, molecular function: phosphatidylinositol-4,5-bisphosphate binding; actin filament binding.
CGGCAGUAGGUCCUCAGACUGUGGCUCGCUUUCUGCGCCCCAGUCAGUUUCGUCCUGUCCCAUUCCCCAGUGCGGGAGCACCUCCGCCCCACCCCCGCCGUCUGCUCUCUGGGUGCUCUCCCUGUGGCUCUCAGCUGCACCUAUCCCUAUCGCCGCUCUCCCACUCUGUCCCCGCGGUCCCCCACCCUCCAAUCAUGGCCCCACAACCGCUGUACCACAAAGAAUUCGCCGGGGCUGGCCUCCAGCCAGGUCUGCAAGUGUGGCGCGUCGAGAACAUGGAUCUGGUGCCGGUGCCCACCGAACAAUACGGCAGCUUCUACGUGGGGGACGCCUAUCUUGUGCUCUGCACUCGCCAGGGUCACCGCAACGACUUCACCUACCGCCUGCACUUCUGGCUCGGGAAGGAAUGCACUCAAGACGAGAGUGGAGCCGCUGCCAUCUUUACCAUGCAGAUGGAUGACUACCUCGGAGGAAAGCCAGUGCAGAGUCGGGAACUGCAAGGUUAUGAGACUACUGACUUUGUCAGCUAUUUCAAAGGAGGGCUGAAAUACAAGGUUGGAGGCGUGGCAUCUGGAUUCAAUCACGUCAUCACGAAUGAUCUGACUGCUGAGAGACUGUUGCAUAUAAAGGGCCGCCGGAUGGUCCGCGCAACAGAGGUCCCCUUCAGCUGGGCCAGCUUCAACAAGGGAGACUGCUUCAUUAUUGAUCUUGGACCGGAAAUUUACCAGUGGUGUGGCUCAGCCUGUAACAAAUAUGAGCGUCUGAAGGCCAACCAAGUCGCCACGGACAUUCGGGACACGGAGAGGAAGGGACGAUCCCAACUGAUCAUUGUGGAAGACGGAAGCGAGCCCCCUGAGAUCCUCCAGGCCCAGCCUCGCUUUCUCGUGUUCCCCUCCUCAAAGGUUUUAGGAGAGAAGCCGGAGCUGAGGAUGGGAACUGAAGAUGACGACACUGCAGCGGACUUCACCAACAGGAGAAUGGCCAGGCUGUACAUGGUUUCCGAUGCCUCUGGGGCCAUGAGCGUGUCGUUAGUCUCAGAAGAAAACCCAUUCUCCCAGAAAAUGCUGCUGUCAGAGGAAUGUUUCAUCCUGGACAAUGAGGCCGGGAAGCAGAUUUUUGUGUGGAAAGGCAAAGAUGCUAAUACCGAGGAGAGGAAGGCAGCCAUGAAGACAGCGGAAGAGUUCCUGCAGCAAAUGAAUUAUCCCUCCAGUACCCAAAUUCAAGUUCUCCCAGAGGGAGGUGAAACACCAAUCUUCAAGCAAUUCUUUAAUGACUGGAGAGGAAAUGAUGAAAGUGAAGGCUUUGGAAAGGUGUACGUCACUGAGAGAGUGGCCAGGGUCCAGCAGAUUCCAUUUGAUGCCCAAAAGUUACAUGAGUGUCCCCAGAUGGCGGCCCAGCACAACAUGGUGGACGAUGGCUGUGGUUCUGUGGAGAUCUGGCGAGUGGAAAGCAAUGGCAGAGUCCCAGUGGACCCCAAAACUUACGGAGAGUUCUAUGGGGGUGACUGCUACAUUAUACUGUACACCUACCCCAGAGGACAGAUCAUCUACACCUGGCAGGGAGCUCAUGCCACCAGAGAUGAGCUGACCAACUCUGCUUUCCUGACUGUUCAGCUGGACCGCUCCUUGGGAGGGACACCUGUGCAGGUCAGUGGCAGCCCCCGGCCCUGGUCAGCAUGGAUGGGGCUUCUUGCCUCCCAGUGCUGCCCACAGGUCAGAGUCUCCCAAGGUAAGGAGCCUGCACACCUGCUGAGUCUGUUCAAAGACAAACCCCUCAUUAUUUACAAGAAUGGGACGUCCAAAAAGGGAGGACAGGAAUCUCCUGCCCCUAUACGCCUCUUUCAAAUCCGCAGAAACCUCGGCUCCGUCACCAGGAUUGUGGAGGUUGAUGUGGAUUCAAAUUCACUGAAUUCCAAUGAUGUUUUUGUCCUGAAACUGCCCCGGAAUAAUGGCUAUACCUGGAUUGGGAAAGGAGCCAGUGAGGAGGAGGAGAAGGGAGCUGAGUACCUGAGGAGCGUCCUGAAGUGCCAGGCCACGAAGAUCCCAGAAGGCCAAGAGCCAGAGGAAUUCUGGGCUGCUCUGGGAGGGAAGAAAGUGUACCAGACCUCACCACUGCUCGAAACCCAGCUGGAAGACCACCCUCCGCGGCUCUUCGGCUGCUCCAACAAAACCGGCCGGUUUCUUAUUGAAGAGGUUCCAGGAGAAUUCACUCAGGAAGACUUAGCAGAGGACGAUGUCAUGCUGCUGGAUGCUUGGGAACAGAUAUUUCUUUGGAUCGGCAAAGACGCAAAUGAAGUGGAGCGAUCUGAGUCCAUGAAGUCUGCCAAGGCUUACCUUGAGACGGAUCCUUCUGGGAGAGACCGGGGAACUCCCAUUGUCAUCGUCAAACAGGGAUACGAGCCUCCCACGUUCACGGGCUGGUUCCUGGGAUGGGAUGCGAGCAAAUGGUAAAAACAGCACGUUUGUGGGAGGAGAAAUCCUGGCCAGAGACAAGGCCUGCCACCUCGGGCACCGAGUGAGUCAUUGUAUUUGUGGUAUUCCAUUCAUAAGCCAGGACUUCUUCCACUGAGGGUGGGAAGGACACCAGCCAGACUUUAAUAGGGACAUUGUUGGAUCCUUGGGUCAUGAGGAUGGACGAGCUAUGGAAUUGUGGGCUCAUGAAGGGACUUUGGAGGCUGGGGAGUCAAAGCUUCUCCUGGUACAGGUGAGGAGAGGGAGGCCCAGGGGUUCAGAGGCAGAGCUGGGGUUCGAGCUGUGCCUCCUGAGACCCGGACCAGGACCUUGCCACUAUACCCCAGUGAUUGCAUCAGAAAUCUUUCCUGCCAACACUGUGUAGAAACGGAGAAUGUUCUUUGUGUCUGAUGGACUUAAUCGCCUGGGAAAUUGUGGGCCUCGGUGGUGGCUGGCUGCAAAGCCCUGCCUGUGCCCAUGAGGAAGCAGGGGGAUGUCUUGUCCGGGUGACAUUUUUUCCCCAAUAGAGAUUGCCUAGAAAAAUUCCUCUCAUAGUAAGUGCAUCAUCAGCAUUGAUUGAAUGGAACAAUGCUUGGAAGAAUACGGAAUGAGGAAGAUUGACUUUGUUAAGAUGGCUUAGGGUAUUUUCCUUCUUUGUUGAAAAUAAAUUUCUAUGUAAUUAUCCAAACAUUUUCUAACAAGAAUAUCAUUUUCUAAUUAUUAGUCUAAUUUUCCUGGCUUUUCUUUUAAAACAAACUUCAUUUUUUUUAGCCUUUUUAAAAUCAUGACUAUUUAGUAAAAAACAAAAAAAAGGAUUUUGCUUUUAUGAACUUGGAAAUAUAUUUAGUAACAUAAGAUAAAAUCUUUAAUAAGCCUUUGAAUAUUAAAAGAAACAGUUGCUAUGAGUGCCUUGUAAUAGUGACAAUCAGAUCCACUUGUCCUCAGUUCAUUGUGCUAUUAAAUGUUUAAAUAUUUAAAUACACGAAUAAACAUGAAUAUUAAAUCCA